Messenger RNA from Morone saxatilis (striped sea-bass), 767 nucleotides. It is a transcript of the gene wdr83os, whose product is annotated as WD repeat domain 83 opposite strand. Gene Ontology annotation, cellular component: endoplasmic reticulum membrane. Gene Ontology annotation, biological process: protein insertion into ER membrane. The transcript has 4 exons. NCBI's taxonomy places the organism in Eukaryota, Metazoa, Chordata, Actinopteri, Moronidae. The coding region runs from base 115 to 435 and encodes 106 amino acids. The record is from RefSeq and is a predicted model, not a curated record. Gene Ontology annotation, molecular function: protein folding chaperone.
UUUGAAAUUCACCGGAUACAACUGCCCCCUUCGUCCCCAUUCAUGCCGAGGCCGACCAGCUGUCUUUAAAUAUCUUUAUAAUAAAAUAAGACCAGGACGGCGUUAUAACGCACAAUGUCUUCCAACAAUAUGGCAGACCCGAGGAGACAGAAUAAGAUUUUAAGGUACAAGCCGCCCAGCACAGAGAGCAACCCCACACUGGAGGACCCCACCCCUGACUACAUGAACCUGCUCGGCAUGAUCUUCAGCAUGUGUGGACUGAUGCUCAAGCUGAAGUGGUGUGCCUGGAUCGCAGUCUACUGCUCUUUCAUCAGCUUUGCAAACUCCAGAAGCUCAGAGGACACCAAACAGAUGAUGAGCAGCUUCAUGCUGUCCAUCUCAGCAGUUGUGAUGUCUUACCUCCAGAACCCACAGCCAAUGUCGCCGCCAUGGUAACCAAGGGCCAAUCAAUCACUGAAGAGCACGGAAGUAAAUUGUGGAUGCUGGAGUUGGUGACCAAACAGCUGAUUGGCCCCCUUGGCCAUCACAGAGGAAAAACAGAGGCAGAAAGGAAGAUAAUGUGAUAGAAAGAGAAGAAGAGAGAGAAAACAGAUGACCAGGAAGGGUGGCCCUACGUCAAGAUGGACAGAUCAAAUGGUCUUUGACUGCUUUCUCAUGUUUUUCUCUUUGUAACCUUUUCUAAGUUUGUGGAUUAAAUCUUCAAAAUUUUACUGUUUGGCUGAUCUGUUGCAGGAUUUCAUAAAUAAAGUUGUACGGUUUUAAAAGAA